AUGCGGUCGCAAGUACUCCGGGCUGGACAGGCUGCCAAUGCCAGGCCCCGUCUCGUCUCCUCUCUGCGUUCCAACCAUCGCCGAGCCCUCGCAACAUCCCACGACCCUCCAUCCGCACGCAAUGUCGACAUCUCGUCACGCACGCCCCCAUACCCCAAGCUCCUCGCCCGCCUCGCAGACGUUCGCCGCGUCCUCGGAUCCACACGGCACCUUACGCUCGCAGAGAAGAUUCUCUACGCCCAUCUCGAAAACCCGGAGGAGUCGCUGCUGUCAAACACGAACAAUGGGAGAGAUAUUCGAGGCCAGGCCAAUCUCAAGCUCAAGCCGGACAGAGUGGCUAUGCAAGAUGCGAGUGCGCAGAUGGCCUUGCUGCAGUUCAUGAGCUGUGGGUUGGGAAAGACGGCGGUGCCGGCGAGUAUCCAUUGUGACCAUAUGAUUGUGGGAGAGAAAGGCGCGGAUCUCGAUUUGCCUCAGUCGAUCAAGGGCAACAAGGAGGUCUUUGAUUUCUUGGAGUCUGCGGCUAAGAAAUACGGCAUUGAGUUCUGGCCACCGGGCGCCGGUAUUAUUCAUCAAUCUGUGCUGGAAAACUACUCGGCUCCUGGUCUCAUGAUGCUCGGCACUGACAGUCACUCGCCCAAUGCUGGUGGUCUCGGAGCUAUUGUCAUUGGUGUCGGUGGUGCUGAUGCUGUCGAUGCGCUCGUAGAUGCACCUUGGGAGCUCAAAGCGCCUAAGAUUUUGGGUGUGAAGCUUACGGGCGAGCUCAGUGGAUGGGCAUCGCCCAAGGAUGUGAUUCUAAGCCUUGCCGGCCAGCUCACAGUUCGGGGAGGAACUGGCUACAUCAUCGAAUACUUCGGUCCUGGUGUACAGACACUCAGCUGCACUGGCAUGGCCACGAUAUGCAACAUGGGUGCGGAAGUCGGUGCAACGACAUCUCUCUUCCCAUUCUCUCCCGCACAUGUACCCUACCUCCAAGCGACACACCGGGGCCCAAUCGCAGAACAAGCCGGCAAGAUUGCCAAUUCUCCCAUGCAACAAAACCUCCUCCGACCAGACCCAGAAGCUGCGUACGACAAGGUCAUCGAGAUCAAUCUUUCCGAGCUCGAACCCCACAUCAACGGACCCUUCACCCCUGAUCUUUCGACGCCCCUUUCCAAGUUCAAGUCGCUCGUAGAGGAGAAGGACUGGCCCAAGACCUUUGGUGCUGGUCUCAUUGGCAGCUGCACAAACAGCUCGUACCAAGACAUGACGCGAUCGGAAGAUAUUGUUAAACAGGCCGCGGCGGCUGGUCUCAAGCCCCCGCCAACCGUCUUUAUCACGCCAGGGAGUGAGCAGAUAAGAGCGACUCUUAUUAAAGAGACGACACUCUACAGACAUUUGAGAAGGCUGGUGGUACUGUUUUGGCGAACGCUUGUGGCCCCUGUAUCGGCCAAUGGACACGAACAGACGGCGUGAAGAAGGGCGAGGCGAACGCCAUCCUGACCUCAUACAACCGCAACUUCCCUGGCCGCAACGACGGCAACCGAGCCACAAUGAACUUCCUCGCCUCCCCUGAGCUCAUCACCGCGAUGUCAUACUCCGGCGCCACGACUUUCAAUCCCAUGACUGACAGCAUAGAGACCCCAUCUGGCGAGCCAUUCAAGUUCUCGCCACCAAAGGGAUCAGAUCUACCGUCCGCCGGCUUCGCGGAAGGAAACCUGAACUUCUUGCCCACACCAGGUGUCCCCGAUCCCAGUGUCAACGUCAUCGUCGACCCACAAUCCACCCGCCUCGCCCUCCUCGACCCCUUCCCUGCAUUCCCCACCUCUGAGCUUCAAGGUCUACGAGUCCUCUAUAAAGUCAAGGGCCAAUGCACAACCGACACCAUCUCCGCCGCCGGCCCCUGGCUCAAGUACAAAGGCCACCUGCCAAACAUCUCCGAGAACACCCUGAUCGGCGCCGUCAACGCCGCAACCGACGAAGUCAACGUAGCCUACGACGUCGACGGCUCCACAUGCGGCAUCCCCGAACUCGCCAAGCGCUGGAGAGAUCAAGGCAUCGAAUGGCUCGUCGUCGCCGAGCACAACUACGGCGAAGGCUCAGCCCGCGAACACGCCGCCCUGCAACCCCGCUACCUCGGCGGGCGCAUAAUCAUCUCCAAAUCUUUCGCACGUAUCCAUGAAACGAAUCUCAAGAAGCAGGGUAUCGUGCCUCUCACAUUUGCCAACGAGGCCGACUACGAUCUCUUUGAGGCUUGCGACGACGUUAGCACACGCGGCUUGUUGGAUGUUCUGAAGAGCGGUGGAAAGGGACAGGUUGAGCUGGUCAUCAAGAAAAGGGAUGGAAGUGAGAAGGUAGUGAAGACGAAGCACACGCUGAGUCACGAUCAGUGCGGAUUUGUGUUGGCGGGUAGUGCGCUGAAUCUACUUGCGAUGAAGGGGAGGGAGGGAAAGGAGGAGGUUACCAGGGGAAGUGAGUUGAGUGAUUAGAUACAAGAUGAGAUGAGGGACAGGAAAAAUGGCGCUCGGGCGUUGGGCUUGGGUGGUAUGUAUAUAUGAUUAAAAAGUUUCAAAGCAAAUAUGUCCGAUUGGGUUGGC
Parastagonospora nodorum SN15 is the source of this 2573-nucleotide messenger RNA. RefSeq lists its product as hypothetical. The record is from RefSeq and is a predicted model, not a curated record. NCBI's taxonomy places the organism in Eukaryota, Fungi, Ascomycota, Dothideomycetes, Pleosporales, Phaeosphaeriaceae. Gene Ontology annotation, molecular function: 4 iron, 4 sulfur cluster binding; aconitate hydratase activity. The transcript has 5 exons. Gene Ontology annotation, cellular component: mitochondrion; cytosol. The coding region runs from base 1 to 1452 and encodes 483 amino acids.